AUGCUUAUCUUCUUCUUCUGAUUCCUAUCCACUUCCCGGUAACGUUACAGUUCCUUUUGCCUACCUUCCUACAAUCCAAACGAUGUCGUUAAUGGCAUCAAUCCUCCGUCGAAGGCCCGCCGUGCUCCUCCAAGUAAGGCUACUCUCUUCUUCUACUACUCACUUGGAAACGACGUCGUCGCAGCAACAACGCAUUGAGAAAAUACUAGUGGCGAACAGAGGGGAGAUAGCAUGCAGGAUCAUGAGGACGGCCAAGCGGCUAGGGAUUCGAACUGUCGCGGUUUACAGCGACGCGGAUAGAGACUCUCUACAUGUGAAAUCGGCCGACGAGGCGGUUCAUAUAGGACCGCCUCCCGCUCGGCUCAGUUACUUGAACGGCUCUUCUAUUGUUGAGGCCGCGAUUCGCGCCGGGGCACAGGCUGUUCAUCCUGGUUAUGGUUUCUUAUCGGAGAGCUCUGAGUUUGCUCAACUUGUUGAAGAUAAGGGACUGAUAUUUAUUGGUCCUCCAGCGUCUGCAAUCAGAGACAUGGGUGACAAAAGUGCGUCAAAGAGAAUAAUGGGUGCGGCAGGGGUGCCAUUGGUGCCGGGAUAUCAUGGAAGCGAGCAAGAUAUUGAGCUUAUGAGGUUAGAGGCAGAUAAAAUUGGAUAUCCUAUCCUAAUAAAGCCAACCCAUGGAGGUGGAGGAAAGGGUAUGAGAAUUGUACAAAGUCCAAAUGAUUUUGUUGACUCCUUUCUUGGAGCACAACGCGAAGCUGCUGCGUCCUUCGGUGUAAACACUAUUUUGUUGGAGAAAUACAUUACACAACCAAGACACAUAGAAGUUCAGAUAUUUGGUGACAAAUUUGGCAAUGUACUGCAUUUAUAUGAGAGAGAUUGCAGCGUGCAGAGGAGACACCAGAAGAUAAUUGAAGAAGCUCCAGCGCCUUGUGUUACUAAUGAAUUCCGCUCACAGUUGGGUCAGGCUGCCGUAUCUGCUGCCAAGGCAGUUGGGUAUCACAGUGCUGGCACUGUGGAAUUUAUAGUUGAUACUGCAACAGGUUGCUUUUACUUCAUGGAGAUGAACACUCGAUUACAGGUUGAGCACCCUGUUACGGAGAUGAUUGUUGGUCAAGAUCUUGUGGAGUGGCAAAUUCGUGUUGCAAAUGGGGAGCUGCUUCCUUUAAGUCAGGUUCAGGUGCCCAUAUCAGGUCACGCUUUUGAGGCCAGAAUCUAUGCUGAAAAUGUUCCCAAAGGAUUUCUUCCUGCAACUGGACUUCUUCGUCAUUAUCAUCCUGUACCACCUUCUUCAACAGUUCGGGUUGAGACUGGAGUUGAACAAGGAGAUGUUGUCAGCAUGCAUUAUGAUCCCAUGAUUGCAAAGCUUGUAGUAUGGGGAGAAAACCGUGCUGCAGCACUAGUCAAAUUGAAGGAUUGCUUGUCAAAGUUUCAGGUUGCAGGGGUGCCAACUAAUAUCAAUUUCCUACAAAAACUUGCUAACAAUAAGGCAUUUGAAGAGGGCAAUGUAGAAACGCAUUUUAUUGAGCACCAUAAAGAUGACCUAUUUGUUGAUCCUAAGAACAAAGUAAUUUAUGAGGAAGCAUAUAGUGCUGCUAGGUUCGGAGCAAAGCUGGUAGCUGCGUGCCUCUGCAAUAAGGAGCAUUCUGCUUUGAAAGAAAGUCAUUCUGGGGAUCCUAGCUUUCUUCCCAUAUGGUAUACUCAUUCUCCGUUCAGAGUCAAUCAUUAUGCUCAGAGUACCAUGGAACUUGAGUGGGAAAAUGAAUAUGAUAGCAGUAGUUCAAAGAAUUUAAUGCUUUCUGUCACUUAUCAUCCAGAUGGGAACUAUUUUAUUCAGAUUGGAGAAAACAGUGACCAUGCUUUGGCAGUCAAAGCAAAAAAUGUGGGCAACAAUAAUUUUAGAGUUGAGGCUGAUGGAGUAACCAUGGAUGUUAAUUUAGCUGUUUAUACCAAGGAUCAGAUCAAACACAUACAUAUAUGGCAUGGACCGCACCACCAUCAUUUCAGACAGAAACUAGGUCUUGAGUUGUCCAAUGAAGAUGAAACACAGCAUAAGACGAAUUUUGAGACCACAAGCCACCCUCCUGGGACUGUAGUGGCACCCAUGGCUGGUUUAGUUGUCAAGGUUCUAGUAGAGGAUAGAGCCAAGGUGGAAGUUGGACAACCUGUAUUAGUCCUAGAAGCCAUGAAGAUGGAGCAUGUGGUAAAGGCAGCAUCUGCCGGCUUUGUUGAAGGGCUUAAAGUCGGUGCUGGUAAGCAAGUUUCAGACGGCAGUGUUCUCUUCAGAGUCAAGGCCCAGGAAUGAGUGGAAGAAUCCAUCUUUGAGUUUGAUUUUCAUGAUGAUAUCAUGUCAAAUCGAACCCUGUCUGCAGUUAAGAGAAGCUAAGUCUCUUUUUAUGCUAAUGGCCAGGGAAAAUAAAUCAUUGUAUCUGUGACUCCUUACAGUUAUAAACAUUAGGGAGAAAAAAACAGAGAAAGAGAAUGGUGGGGAACAUCCCAUAUCCGGAGUUGUAUACAUGCAGAAAUCUCUUGCAAGAUGUGAACAACAUUUGAUCUGGAAAAUAAUUUCAUAUUUGCAGAUUUUAUCUCUGCAAUUUGGCA
This is a messenger RNA of Hibiscus syriacus, 2595 nucleotides long. RefSeq names its product methylcrotonoyl-CoA carboxylase subunit alpha, mitochondrial-like. The coding region runs from base 83 to 2299 and encodes 738 amino acids. NCBI's taxonomy places the organism in Eukaryota, Viridiplantae, Streptophyta, Magnoliopsida, Malvales, Malvaceae. Gene Ontology annotation, molecular function: metal ion binding; methylcrotonoyl-CoA carboxylase activity; ATP binding. The record is from RefSeq and is a predicted model, not a curated record. The transcript is spliced from 16 exons. Gene Ontology annotation, cellular component: mitochondrion.